UACAAUACCCAUUUAACCCCAUCGACUUCUCUAUCGCUACUCUCACCGGUCACCUCGACGCAACUACGAACUGAUAUCACUGCAUCUGGUCUCACCCUCGAGCCUCGACGAACUACUGCUGCUGAUUUCUCUCUCGCUGUCUCUCGAUCUUCUUGUCAGUGUCAUCAAGCUGAUAAACUCAAGUGGCAUUGCAAAACGAUGAAUAAGUUAAUUGAUUUUGGGAAGAAAGCUAUGUUCUACGUUAGGGUUUUAUCAGGUUAUGAAGAACGCCGUAUCAGAUCUUAUCGAUUGGAUCUUGAAAAACGUAUUAUUGAGGCAGAACGGAAGAAAGCAGAGAUUAGAAAGAUCCCUGAACAGCUUAUUUUAUCUGAGGUUAGACAAAUGGUGGAGGAGAUGAAAGCUGUAAACAAGCAGUUAGAGGACACGGAGGCUGCCAUUAAUGAAUACUUCUCACCAGUUGAUAAGCAAGCGGAAAUGAUAGUUGAAAUGCAGCUGAAAGAGGAGGAGAAGACAAUGAAGCAGAUGAUGCAAACCAUGAAAGCACAGGCUUUUCUAGAUCAAGAAGAAGCCCACAAAAAUGCAAAUCUCAAAAUUUCUGAGACAAAACAAGAGACUCCAGACAAUGAUUCCACUAACAUCACCAAAGCUCAAGCAGGAUGAUAAAACAACAAUCAUCAAAAGUGAUCUUGGUAUGUGUUUACAAGAAAUUAUGCACUGAUGAUUUUUAUAUCUACAUAUAAUAUAUAAGAUGGUGAGAAUACAAUUUCAAGAAAUUGUUGUUAUGAAUGAACUUUCCAGCAAUUGGAGAAGAUUUGGGGCAUCUGUUGGGGUAAAAUCCGUUUUUUCCUAAACCUAGAUGUUUUAGAAGUUGUGUUGAUUAAGAUGUUUUAGAUGAUGGUUUUGUUGUCUAGUCCUCUAUUUUGGAGAAAGAGGAUUUUUCAUUGAGUUUUUGAAGGAUUGUUGUAAUAAAAGAUGGUUUUUAGGCGUA
Messenger RNA from Lactuca sativa (garden lettuce), 988 nucleotides. RefSeq names its product transcription factor IIIB. Lineage: Eukaryota; Viridiplantae; Streptophyta; Magnoliopsida; Asterales; Asteraceae. The record is from RefSeq and is a predicted model, not a curated record.